AUGGAGGGAACGGGAGGUGGCCGUUCCGCUCCGCUGCCCCGCUCCAACCCCGUCCCGCUCCGCUGCCCCGCUCCAACCCCGUCCCGCCUCACCCCGUCCCGCUCUGCUGCCCCGCUCCAACCCCGUCCCGCCUCAACCCCGUCCCGCCUCAACCCCGUCCCGCUCUGCUGCCCCGCUCCAACCCCGUCCCGCCUCACCCCAUCCCACCGCACCCCCGUCCCGCUCUGCUGUCCCGCUGCAGCUCCGUCCCACUUCACCACCGUCCCACUUCACCACCGUCCCGCUCCAACCCCGUCCCGCUCUGCUGUCCCGCUGCAGCUCCGUCACACCGUCCUGCUCCAACCCCCUCCCACCGCACCCCCGUCCCACUCUGCUGUCCUGCUGCAGCUCCGUCCCACCGCACCCCCGUCCCACUCUGCUGUCCUGCUGCAGCUCCGUCCCACCUCACCCCCAUCCCACUCUGCUGUCCUGCUGCAGCUCCGUCCCACCGCACCCUUGUCCCACCGUCCCGCUCCAACCCCGUCCCGCCUCACCCCUGUCCCACCCUGCUGUCCCGCCGCAGCUCCGUCCCGCCGCACCCCCGUCCCGCUCCAACUCCGUCCCACCGUCCCGCCUCCAUUAGAUCGAAGCCUUUUCACCAAUUCAGCGCCUACCCAGACCAGCCUCACCGACUAA
Molecule: messenger RNA, 675 nt
Organism: Pristis pectinata (smalltooth sawfish)
Lineage: Eukaryota; Metazoa; Chordata; Chondrichthyes; Rhinopristiformes; Pristidae
Product: TANK-binding kinase 1-binding protein 1-like
Exons: 1
Coding region: 1-675 (224 amino acids)
Source: RefSeq, a predicted model, not a curated record